This is a messenger RNA of Anoplophora glabripennis (Asian longhorned beetle), 934 nucleotides long. RefSeq lists its product as uncharacterized. The transcript is spliced from 4 exons. NCBI's taxonomy places the organism in Eukaryota, Metazoa, Arthropoda, Insecta, Coleoptera, Cerambycidae. The coding region runs from base 74 to 730 and encodes 218 amino acids. The record is from RefSeq and is a predicted model, not a curated record.
CCCCACCUUUCUAUAUAUACGGAAGAUUGUUUAUUUCUGAGUUAGUGUACCGACAAAGUUUCAGCGAUUCAAGAUGAAAACCUUUUUGGUGCUGUCAAUCGCCCUUUUUGGUGCGGCAGUCGCUCAGUUCCCAAAUGGGCGAAUUCUGGAACCCCCAGUACCAGCCCUUUGCGCCCAGAGGGUGAUUCACGACAGAACUCCAGACGGAAAGGGCUACUUUUUCAGCUGGAGGGAUGCUGCCACUAAGGGCCUUGAAUAUGACUGGCUGGAUGGUAGAAAUUUCUGCAGAAAGCGUUGUAUGGACUUGAUAUCACUAGAAACUAGUGCCGAGAACGAGUGGGUGAAAAAACGUCUUGUAGACGACAAGGUGAAAUAUAUCUGGACAUCGGGCCGGCUCUGCGACUUCAAGGGCUGCGAUCGUGCAGAUCUCCAACCAGUCCAAGUAAAUGGAUGGUUCUGGACAGCCGUUCUGCAAAAACUAGCCCCGACCACCCAGAGAGAUCAAAAUGAUUGGUCCCCUACUGGAGGCAUCGGUAAACCCCAACCCGACAACCGUGAGGCACAACAGGGAGGGGCGACAGAGAAUUGCCUCGCCGUUUUGAACCAAUUUUACAAUGACGGAGUUAACUGGCACGAUGUGGCUUGUCACCAUGUCAAACCUUGGGUGUGCGAAGAAAACGAAGACCUUCUCAAAUACGUCCGUUACACAAACCCCACGUUGGCGAUUUAAGUGUUCAAAGAUUAAGUUAGACUGAGUAUUUUUUAAAAAGUGGCAUUAAUAUAAAUUAAUUUAUUGUAGUUAGACGUGUAAAAUUAGUAAAUAAAUAAACGAUUACUUGGAAUAUGUUGUUUUACCAGUACUAUCGUAAUAAUGUACAUGACACACCCAAUCAACUGUUUAUAAAAUUAAACAAAAUUAUAUUUAUAACGCCUU